GUUAAUCCUUUCAAUCAUCAAUUAGGCCAAGGGUCAGGGUCAGGAGAAGUCUCCCCCCAACCAAAAAGCAAUUUCUCUCUUCCUCGUUUCUAACAUCCAAAACCGGAAUCAAAGAUCCACAAAACCUUGUUCUUUUUGUUUUCCUCAUCGAGAAUCAAACACUCCUAUCGUAUAAUCCGAAUCUCCCUUUUCGACCGUAAGAUCUAUCCUCUCUCUGAGGAUCUGGUCGCAGAAUUAACCACCCUUUUGUUCUAGGAUUGUUUUUUCGCUAUCUUUUGCGAUGGAAGCUGGUUCGGAUCAAGCAACUAGUGUGUGCACUCACUGUGAUCGGGCUAUCCCUGCUGCAAAUAUUGACUUGCAUAGUGUCCAUUGCGCCCGGAACCUUGAAAAAUGCAAAGUUUGUGGUGAUAUGGUUCCCAGAAAACAUGCAGAGGAUCACUACUUAAGUACUCAUGCGCCGGUAUCCUGUUCAUUGUGCAGUGAGACAAUGCAGCGUGAUAUUUUAGAUAUCCAUAAAGGUGAAAACUGCCCUCAAAGGAUUGUCACUUGUGAGUUUUGUGAGUUUCCAUUGCCAGCAGUUGAUCUGGCCGAGCAUCAGGAAGUAUGUGGGAAUCGAACAGAACUUUGUUACCUUUGUAACAAAUAUGUUAGGCUUCGUGAAAGAUUUAGUCAUGAAGCUAGAUGCAAUGGUGUCCAAGAUAAUACUGUGGGCUCUUCGAGGAAUGUGAGAGAAGCCGAGAGAGACGAAGGUCCUCCUCGAAGAAGGCCUAGGCCACAGCAGAAUGACUUCUCAACUAGGCGUCUUCUGAUCACAAUAGCCAUCACUGGUAUUGCUGUUAUACUGGGAUCUAUUUUUCUGCAGAAGAAGGCAGAGCCUAGUGAUGUGCAUUAACAUGAGAGAGGAAACAACAUUUUAGGUUCUUGCAAAUUUGGUUUAUUUGUACAACAAAUGCGCCUGCAUCAGAAAGUUGCAUCACAUCUUCUACUAGAGUAUGAGAACACAUCGGCAUUGUCUUUAUAUAUAAAUAAAUUUAUGUUCA
Molecule: messenger RNA, 1040 nt
Organism: Lotus japonicus
Lineage: Eukaryota; Viridiplantae; Streptophyta; Magnoliopsida; Fabales; Fabaceae
Exons: 5
Coding region: 281-892 (203 amino acids)
Source: RefSeq, a predicted model, not a curated record